Molecule: messenger RNA, 1423 nt
Organism: Hibiscus syriacus
Lineage: Eukaryota; Viridiplantae; Streptophyta; Magnoliopsida; Malvales; Malvaceae
Product: protein HAIKU1-like
Exons: 2
Coding region: 358-1191 (277 amino acids)
Source: RefSeq, a predicted model, not a curated record
AUUCACCCUCACCUCCUGCUUCUCUCUUCCGUUUGAUUUCAUUUCUUCGUAUUUUAGAAAACUCGAGGAGGAAGAAGAUCUUUACGACAAUGGGAAGCUAAAGUUAGGUGUUUGAGGCAAUUCUGAUGGAAACUGUUGAAGAAUAUAGAUUUUAGGGCUGCUGUUUCUCUUACAUAAUAAAUCUUUGUUGGAGAUUGAUUUGAUCUGUGCUUAUGUUGCUGUGGAUAGUCUUCAUUGUUUGAACUUUGAACCGAGGAUCCCAAAGUUUGAAGCUUUCUACGUACUUUAGGUUUCCAUUGUGAAAGAUUUUGGAUAUUCUGCUAGAUUAGUUUGUUGCUGUUAACUGUGUUUUUCCAAAUGGAUGAUUCGAAGAAUCGGCUUAAUGAUCCUCUUGGUGUGAGCAAGACCGGCAAGAAUAUAAAGAAGAGCCCGUUGCAUCAACCUAACUUUGCCCAUAAUGGUGCUAGGCUGCAGCCUCAGCCUCAGCCUCAGCCUCAGGUUUACAACAUAAGCAAGAACGAUUUCCGGAGCUUCGUUCAGCAGCUAACUGGUUCACCGUCACGCAAUGAUCCCUUGCCAAGACCCCCUCAGAAUCCUCCCAAACCCCAAAGUAUGAGGUUGCAGAAGAUUAGGCCUCCACCAUUGACACCGAUGAAUCUGCCCCAUGUUCCAGUUCAAGUACCUGCCCCUGUCCCGGCUCAUGCACCAUCACCCGGAAUGUUGCAACCUAUGGUACCCGUAGAUGCUGUUUGGACAAACACAGCUGAAUCUCCAAUCUCAGCUUAUAUGCGAUACCUUCAAACUUCUCUUAUAGAUCCGAGUCCACUCGGAAAACAAGGUCAACCUAAUGCUCUGUCACCAUCAUCGGGUGGCGUAAAUGGUUCGGUACCACCAUUAAGGCCUAAUCUCUCAUCACCAAGGAUGAAUGGACCUGCCCUUUUACCCUCACCAACAUCUCAGUUCCUUCUGCCAUCACCUACUGGUUAUAUGAACUUGCUGUCUUCCCGAUCGCCUAACCCUUUGCUGUCUCCCGGGAUUCAAUUUCCUCCGAUGACUCCCAAUUUCGGUUUCUCACCCAUGGUUCAGUCAGGGAUUUUAGGUCCAGGGCCUCAACCUCCGGCUUCCCCUGGUCUCGCGUUUCCAUUGUCACCUAGUUUCUUUUCCUUCCCAAGUCCUACAUGGAGGGGUUAACGAACCUUGCAGAAUUAGGAUCUUCUUCAUGAGGAUCAUCCCCUCUCAUGGAGAUUCAAUUGUGAAAAUAUAUUGUACACUGCUGGUGUAAGGAGAUGUCACUUUAAAGUAGGUAGGUAGGAAGGAUCCCAGGCAUAGACAAUCUUGUUGAAAUAUUUCUUGUUUACUUUAAUUUUAGUUAAACUCUUGUUUAAUUGAGUGUCGUUUAGCUAAUAAAUUAUUCAAGCAUUCU